Aphanomyces invadans is the source of this 502-nucleotide messenger RNA. RefSeq lists its product as hypothetical. Lineage: Eukaryota; Oomycota; Saprolegniomycetes; Saprolegniales; Verrucalvaceae. Bases 15 to 443 code for a protein of 142 amino acids. The transcript has a single exon. The record is from RefSeq and is a predicted model, not a curated record.
UGACAUUUCGCGAGAUGAACCGCACCAGCGUCCAACUCGCCGCGAUCGAUCGCCGCCUCCGCCGCCUUGCUGCUCAGCCGCUUGCGCUGCAAAACUCCGCAGUGGACCGCGUCCUCGCGGAUUGUCGCUUUAGACUGAACCUAUUGCGGCGAAAGUUUCGCGCUCUCGUCGCCAUCGAGCUGUACGAAAUGCCGGCGUCCACCAGGUAUCGCGCCUCGCAGUGGCUGAACGACGCGCGCACACUUGUCGGUGACGGCCCUGCACACGAAGAUGUUGAGUUUAGCACACUCGACGGCUUCCUCCUCGCCGAAGACGUGGCAUUGCUCGAUGAAUUCGUCGUGCAGGUUUCUCGAUCCCAUCACGUGCUUGACGCAGCGUUUGCCACUGCCUUCCCGUCUCCUUCCGCGAGUGCAGUGGAAACAAACCUGGCGCUUGUCAGCUAGUCCAACUCCGCUCUUGUUAAACUAUUCAAUCUAUUCUCCAUCCGAUGUGGUCGCAAGCA